AUGCUUACAGAGAGUAUGAACCUCAAUAACUGUUCAUUGAGCCCUGCUUUUUAUGAUGAUAUCCUAGAAGGUAUAAGCUAUGAUAAGAUUCAGCCUAUGAAAGAUGUCCUCUCCUCAUUUAUUACGAAUACGAUUGAUUUUCAACAAGCGAAAAGUCAAUCAAUAAAUCUGAUAGGCACUUUUAUUCCUGUUGAGAAGCUUAUUAAUUUUAUGGAUGUUCCUGAUCAGCCGACCUCAGUUACAGAUAAUGAUGAUACAUUUAACCCCCAUAAAAAGUCAAAGUCUUGGAGCUCAUAUGAAGACAGAAGAUUAAUCGCUGCAAUGCAUAAAUAUGGCCCCAAUGAUUGGACCAAAAUAUGUGAAUUUGUAGGUAAUGGAAGAAAUAGAAAUCAAUGCAGUCAAAGAUGGCUUCGCUCUCUCAAUCCAAUUAUUAACAAAAGUCAGUGGUCAUCUGACGAGGAUAUCAAAUUAAUCAACGCGGUCAACCAUUAUGGAGAUCGAUCAUGGACAAAAGUUGCAGCUGAAAUUCCUGGUAGAACUGAUGUCCAAUGCAGAUAUAGGUUCCAAAUAAUUGGCAAAAAAUACCCACGCGCUCUUGGAAUUGAUCAAAACCAAUUUUUCAGUCAAUGUUAUCACCUACCAACAUUCGAAACAAUGGCUACUGCAAAUGCAAGCCCAACAAUUAAGCAGGAAGAAGUUAAAAAAGAGCCUCCUGUUGUUGCCGUUAAAAAUCAACCAACAGUUGAACUGGCGGAUAUGUGGUCUUCACUACAUUUAAUAGACUUAAUUAAGGAAAUGGAAACAGAUCCAACAUCAUUCUUCAAUAACUAA
This is a messenger RNA of Trichomonas vaginalis G3, 831 nucleotides long. RefSeq names its product RNA polymerase II transcription regulator recruiting protein. Bases 1 to 831 code for a protein of 276 amino acids. The record is from RefSeq and is a predicted model, not a curated record. NCBI's taxonomy places the organism in Eukaryota, Parabasalia, Trichomonadida, Trichomonadidae. The transcript has a single exon.